AAAGCACUCCAUUUGAGUGAUGAGCUCGGCGGCAAGCUCAACGAGUUCACUGCGAAUAAGUGGGGCAUUGAGUCGUUCUGGCCUACGAGCGGCGACUUUCCCCGCGAGCUGGAGAAAGCCGCGCGCAUCUUGAAGGCCUUUACCCGUAUACUAACACUAGUCCCCGACGCAGACCCCGCCGGGCCUUCUCCCGAGGCGAAAGGGUCCACCGCAGCCCUCCGCAUCCCGCCUUCGCUCAUCGCCCACGCCCGCGGCCUCGCCAUCUACUCGUGCUUCCGCACAGGCUGGGCUCCUGUAGGCGGCGGCAUGGGAUCGGGAGUGGUGGUCGCGCGCCUGGCGGACGGCUCAUGGUCGGCACCCGCGGCGAUCUGCCCGACGGCCGUGGGCGCGGGGAUGCAGAUCGGACUGGACGUGUACAACGCCGUCUUAGUCAUUCGGAGCGAGAAGGCCCUCGCCCAAUUUGGCGGACACCGCGUGGCGCUCGGUGGCGAAAUCUCGGUCGCUGCUGGCCCCUAUGGUGGGGGAAAGGGCGUAGACAAGGGCCUCAGCCUUGACACAGGCCCCGAGGUGUACGCGUACAUGCACAGCCGCGGGGCGUAUUUCGGCCUCGAAGUGGUCGGCACUGUCUUCGUGAGCCGCGCCGACGAGAACGCCGCCAUGUACCACUGGCCUGGAAUCAAGGCGAGCGACAUUCUCGGGGGCAAGGUCCCUGUGCCCGCAGAGGCCUCAAGCUUGAUGCAAACCCUCCGCGCGGCCGAGACGGGCGUGGCGCAG
Molecule: messenger RNA, 774 nt
Organism: Cutaneotrichosporon oleaginosum
Lineage: Eukaryota; Fungi; Basidiomycota; Tremellomycetes; Trichosporonales; Trichosporonaceae
Biological process (GO): regulation of ruffle assembly
Cellular component (GO): ruffle membrane
Molecular function (GO): phosphatidylinositol binding
Source: RefSeq, a predicted model, not a curated record